AUGGUAGAGGUCGCGGGCGCCAAAGUCCGCUCGCCGCUGGCCGAGACGACGAACCGCAUCAACUCGCCCUUCCCGCCCUUUGAGCAGCAGCCACACGGAAAGCCGCGUCCUGAUCACGCCGAGGCACGCCACGCUCACGCUCACACUCACGCGCAUGCACAGGCACAGACUCGCCGCACCGUGCCCAACCCCAUGGCUGAGAACUCCCGGCCCUCAACUUCACAUGGCGUCCCCGCUCACGCCCCCGCAGUCUUGAGCCCGCCAAAGCAGACUGACGACGAUAAGCGGUUCUCUCAGGCCUCGUACGCGUCCUCGUCGAGCAGCCGCAGCAAGAGGAGCUACAAGACGCAUGUCGGCCCGUGGCAGCUUGGAAAGACCUUGGGCAAGGGGUCGUCGGCACGCGUCCGCCUGUGCCGCCACAAUGUGACCAGACAACUCGCCGCUGUCAAGAUCGUCAACAGGCGGAUGGCGUAUCUGGUUCAAGAUAGCAGCUUGGCCGCCCUGAGCAAGUGGGACAGCAGUCUCCCCGAGCAGAUCAAUGGCGAGAUGCGCGUCCCCAUGGCCAUCGAGCGCGAGGUGGCCAUCCUCAAGCUUAUCGAACACCCAAACAUCAUGAGACUGUACGACAUUUGGGAAAAUCGCUCCGAAAUAUACCUGAUUCUCGAGUACAUUGACCGUGGUGAUCUUUUCACCUUCAUCAACACAUACGGACGCCUGUCGGAGGAGACGUCCAUUUUCUUUUUCCGCCAAAUGAUCAGCGCCAUCGCUUAUUGCCACUCGUUCAACGUCUGCCACCGAGACCUGAAGCCCGAGAACAUUCUAAUUACGAACGACCUUCAGAUCAAGAUUGCCGACUUUGGCAUGGCUGCCCUGCACCAGACAGACACCCAUCACCUUGCCACGGCCUGUGGAAGCCCUCACUACGCCGCGCCGGAGCUGCUCAAGAAUCGACAGUACCGCGGAGACCGCGCUGACAUUUGGAGCCUGGGCGUUAUCCUAUAUGCCAUGCUCUCCGCCACACUCCCCUUUGACGAUCCUGACCUGCGCGUCAUGAUGGCCAAGACCAAGAAGGGCCACUACGAGAUGCCGCGAUGCGUCAGCCCCGAAGCUGCCGACCUCAUCCGACGCAUGCUCCAAGUGAACCCCGACCGCCGCAUUACCCUCAAGGAGAUCUGGCGUCACCCCCUCGUUCAGAAGUAUAACUAUGUCGACCACUUUGGCGACAUCACUGGUCAGUUGCCGGACACGCGAAAAGGCUUCCAAUACACCCCGGUGCUGCGCAGCGAGAUCGAUCCGCAGCUUCUCAGGCAGCUCCGAUCCAUGUGGCACAUGUUCAGCGAACAAGAUCUUGUGCUCAAGCUCUCAUGCGACGAACCCAAUGACCAGAAGGCCUUCUACUGGUUGCUUUAUAACUAUCGGGAUAAGCAGCUAGAGGACUUCAAACCCGAGCUGGCACACUCUAUGAGCGAUUACCACCAUCUCAAACCUGCCAUUUGGAAGAAGAAGGUGUCGACGUGCGAGUUUGCGCAGCCUCGCGGCAACGGCCACGGCCGAUCCAUCUCGCGCUUCACCGUCAUCUCCAACGCCGCAGAAACCGAAGCCGGAACUGACAAGAGUUACGACCCCUACAGAGGCAGCCGCAUGCUUCAAGGAUGCGAGCCGGAGGCCAGCCACGCCAGGAUUGUCAUUCACCGGGAUGCCGAGACGACGAGCGUCAAGAGCACGACGAGAGCUCGAAGCGGCUCCAACGCUCGACGAGCGCGCGCCAACUCUGCCAGAGCUGCGUCCAUCAUGGCCAAGCAGCCAUCGCGAGGCUCUUUGCUGUCCCUCCGCAGCAAUAGACAGGGUACACCUGCCGUGGCGAUUCCAGCUUUGCGGCACAAGCGUGGAGUCGACUUUUCGCAUGUUAGGAGGCGGUCGACCUCUGCUGGUUAUGCGAAGCGGCAACCCACUCGUCUGCGCACAACGGCCUCGGUUGCGGGCGACGGAUCGAUGUAUCAACAGGAGGCAGCACGAUCUCCUUCCCCCGAGCUUAUCCGACAAGCAGAUGGCACGCAUCCCAAGGCUAAUGGCGCCCCGAAGAAUGGCGUAUCUAUGAUCUUUAAUGAAGAGCUCCGCCACUUCAGCAACAGCUGCGCCAAGGACUGCGAUGAGGCGUUCAAGGGCACGCUGGCCGAGGCCGAAUCUGCUGGCGGCUCGUGGACGGACGCGGAGAAGAAGGGGCGCGACUCGACUCCCUUCUCCGUAACUGUCGACAGCCCGACAGUGACCACUCCUGCUACCGACAGAUCGAGUGCCGCCUCGUGGCAAAGUCGACCGCUACCUCCGCUGCCCUCUGAGGACCCCUCGAAGCAGUUCCUGACCCCGAGCCUUCGUGACGUCGAGUCUGAGCUUGACUUUGGUGGCGAGGAGAAUACUGAUUCGAUGUCCGCGACGCAUGACGGGCCUCACCUGGCCGUUCCAGUGAUGCUGUCGAAACACACUGAUCGACGGGUUGUCUCCGCCCCAGUGCACAACCACCAGCCAGGCCGCAAGCUCACUACGCUGCCAUCCAUUCACGAAAAUACAGCGUCGGUUGUGGAAGGUGACGGAACAAGAGUCGUCUCGGCUCCACCGCAUGGAAAGAGCAAGAGGUCGAAUGACGUUGAUAGGAGCCUCGACUAUCUUAGCAAGGUCGAGCACACUAUUCGAGUCGUCCACUCGCCCGGAUCGACGAGCCCCGUCAAGAUGCCCGAACCGCUCAACGUGCAGAAGAAGUCAGUGACGGAGGACUUUGGACACAAAUUGCAUCGGCAUCUUGCAUACAAUGCGGAAAAGUACGAUGAUGAUGUGGUCGAGCGUCCGGCAGCGGACUCCACCGAAACCAAGAAGAAGAAGACCUCGUGGUUCAGACGGGUGUCCAAGGCGGAAUCUGCCUCAGCCGCCAGCGAAGCAAAGACGGCCCGAAACUCCAUUGCGUCCAAGCAGUCCUCGGACGCCGAUGUGAUCGCUCCUGCGGCGAAGAAGAAAGCAUUCACCUUUCCCUUCUGGAAGAGCAACAAGGAGAAGGACACGGGUAUGAUUGUGGAAGGGCCGGUCCGUGCUGCGGAGGACAAGAUGGCGGCGAGGCACUCUCGGCAGCAAGACCUGGGCGACUCUGGUUCAGGCAGCAUUCGAAACGUGGCAGUGAAGCAGAACUGGCUUACGCGGCUGUUCCGCGUGAAGCCCGCGACGAGCUACAUCUGCAUGACGCUUUCGCGCAAGCGGGCCCGACAGGAAGUCGCCAUCCUGCUGCGGGAGUGGCGACGCUACGGCAUGCGGGGGAUCCAGGUGGACAAGCAGCGCAACAUUGUCUUUGCACGGCUCGGAGCUAAGAACUAUCUGAACCUCAAGGAAGUGGAGUUUGCUGCCGAGGUGAUGACGGUCAUCGAGCACGGCAAGAAGCAGCCGCUGAGCAUCGUGCGCUUCACGCAAGAGCGAGGUGCUGCGAGCAGCCUCCACAGAAUCGUCGACACGAUGCGCAUCAUGUUUGACAGCCGCCACCUGGUGGUUGCGGACAAGAACAAGCAGAAGAUGAUGAUCAAGACGCUGAACGCGUGA
This is a messenger RNA of Purpureocillium lilacinum, 3579 nucleotides long. RefSeq lists its product as uncharacterized. Gene Ontology annotation, biological process: protein phosphorylation; intracellular signal transduction. NCBI's taxonomy places the organism in Eukaryota, Fungi, Ascomycota, Sordariomycetes, Hypocreales, Ophiocordycipitaceae. Gene Ontology annotation, molecular function: ATP binding; protein serine/threonine kinase activity. Gene Ontology annotation, cellular component: cytoplasm. The record is from RefSeq and is a predicted model, not a curated record.